GUAAAUUACAAAUCUCGUCUAAGUCUCGACCAAAAUCUUCCUCCUACAUUCCAAAGUUUGCUGAACAGAAAUAUACAUGUAGAGGCCCAUUGUGUCAAAAAUGGCACUUUACAAACCAAAAAUUCCAGUCACUGCCCAACACUUCCUGGAGUGUGGUACUGAACGUUGUGAGAGAAAUUGUGAAUUUUACUGCAAUUCCUGCCAUCAUCAGAUGUGUAAACCAUGCAGAGACCAACAUCUAAAGAUUGCAGAAAACAAGAACCAUGAAGUGGUCCUUUAUCAGCAACGUAGACGACAACUCCCUGUGAAGAAAUGCAAGAUCCACCCCACUAAAGAUAUAGAUAUUUUUUGCAAAGAAUGCAAUGUUCCUUUAUGUUCCAAGUGUUCAACAAUGCAAAAUCAUCGGGGGCAUCAAUUUAUUGAUUUAGAAAUUAUUUACACAGAGAAAUUUGAAAUUUGCCAUAAGGAACUCUCUAAAAUCCAUAAUUACUUUGUUCCUACAUCAGAGGAUUUACAAAGAGAAGUUCAGGAAGAUGCCAAAGAAGUUAAAGAGAUCAUGGACAGCAUACGGACAUCCAUGAAGGCUGAAGCCGAGUCUCUCAAAAACAUGGUGGACACAGUUCUCUCCGAAAAUAUAGAGGAAUUAAACCAAAUAGAGAAGUCAUUGCUAGAAAAAUUAAAGAUCCAAGAGAAGACAUUUGAUGAUUAUAUUGGCUAUCUCAGUGACCUUGUUAAAGAGUUCCAGAGUUACCUGUCCUCUACUGAGCUCACUAACUUCACAACUCAGCUUCCAGAAAAGUUAAAAAUAAAAUCCAUACCAGAGACCACAAAACCUGUCAUGCCGGAAUUUUCUCCUGCUCAAUACAGCAAAAAUGAUGUGAAUAAAUUACUGGGGAAGAUAACUGUAACAUAUAGAAAGAAAAAACUUAGAAGAAUAGAGCCCAUGAAUAUUGCUUCCUUUUCUACAUCAAUGAAAUCUACCAGUGAACAUACAAAACAGGAUAAAGAUAUGAAAUCAGACAAGAAUCAAUCAAUGUCAGACUCUCCAUCUGCCUCUGUCACCAAGGUCAGGGAAUUCAAUGUACUAAGUAUUAAUAAUGUGUGCCAUGUAUCACGAGGUCAAUCAGACAGACUCUGGAUCAGUGACAGUAAGGGUAAUCUUGUCCAAAUAGAUCUACAGGGAAAUGUAAUACAGAAGUUAGAAACCAGUGGUAGAUCUGAAGGUUACCACACAGUGACGCAGGGCAGAGAUCUGAUCUUUACAGACAAAAACAAGAAAGUCAUCAAUAGGAUUACAUCGGAUAAUAAUAUCAUUGAAUUCAUCAAAACUGGAGGCUGGAUACCAUACAGCAUACACUCCUCCCAUAUCAACGGGGACUUACUGGUGGGGAUGGUGAAGAGUGGAGGGGGUAAAGUCACCCGGUACAACAAGACAGGAAAAGAACUACAGAACAUACAGAGGGAUGAUAAAGGACAGGGACUGUAUAGUUAUCCACACUACAUCACAGAAAACAGCAAUGGAGAUAUCUGUACAUCAGACUUUAUAAAUGUAGUGGUGGUGAAUAAAUCAGGACAACACAGGUUCUCCUACAAAGGUCAGGAGUCAGGGUUCUGUCCCUUUGGAAUCUGUACUGAUGUCCUUGGUCACAUCCUGGUGUGUGAUGUUCUCAGUAAAACUGUUCAUAUCCUUGAUCAGGAGGGUCAGUUCUUGUCUCUAUUGCUCACUCAAGAACAAGGGGUAGAGGAUCCCUGUAGUGUGUGUGUGGAUGAUGAGGACAAUCUCUAUGUGGGAAAAUAUCUCACCAACACACUGACAGUGUACAGGAAUCUUGAGUGAUUAUAAUUCUAUCAGUUGUAUAUAAUUAUCAAACUUAAAAUUGUGAUUUCCAGCACAAAAUGUAUAUCCUGAAUACCGUAGAUCUAGAAAUUUUUGCUGUAGAUAAUUUUAGCAGAUUUGUUCAUUGCAUUCGCAAAAAUACUUUUCUUCAAAAUAAAUCAACUAUAAUAAAAUGUAUAGAAAGCAGUGGCCUUUCGCAAAAUUUUGAAAAGUAAAAAUUAAUCAACAGCUAUUUGACCCAGGUUUGCAAAAUAAAAUUAACGUAAAAAUUUCCAGAUUUACGGUAGUGUUCCUUCUAUUGAACAUUAUAAUAAACAAAUUGUACAUACUGUAAAUUAAUUUAAAUGGAAAACAUUGCAAAAACACUUCUUUGGAUUUGGA
Molecule: messenger RNA, 2218 nt
Organism: Saccostrea cuccullata (small rock oyster)
Lineage: Eukaryota; Metazoa; Mollusca; Bivalvia; Ostreida; Ostreidae
Exons: 2
Coding region: 101-1837 (578 amino acids)
Molecular function (GO): zinc ion binding
Source: RefSeq, a predicted model, not a curated record